Messenger RNA from Polychytrium aggregatum, 1266 nucleotides. RefSeq lists its product as uncharacterized. Gene Ontology annotation, molecular function: cysteine-type endopeptidase activity. NCBI's taxonomy places the organism in Eukaryota, Fungi, Chytridiomycota, Chytridiomycetes, Polychytriales. Bases 67 to 1266 code for a protein of 399 amino acids. The record is from RefSeq and is a predicted model, not a curated record. Gene Ontology annotation, cellular component: lysosome. The transcript has 2 exons.
GCCAAGGCCAGACCCCAGCUCCCAGCUCCCCUCCUCCUCUCUCUGCCGCCCUCGUCUACUACCGCCAUGCUCAUCAACGCCGGCUUUGCCCUCACGGCCUUCCUCGCCCUCUCGGGUGCUGUCGAAGGUGCCCGCACCAAGAAGGGCGGCAAGUGGUCCAAGUACAUCAAGUCGCUCGACAAGUCGCUGGGCUCGGCCGAGAGCACCUCCCGUAUGUCCACCGAGGCCAAGGCUCUGUUCAAGGCCCACACCACCCAGCACAAGGACUCUACCUUCAAGGGUCUCGUCCAGAAGGUCAAGGACCACUCCAGCUCCGACAAGUUUGCUGCCAGCAUCGUCGCCAACGACCAGUCCGUCGAGAACAUUGCCAACCAGGUUUUUGGAAGCGAUGCCUCUGAUGUCCAUAUCGCCGCCGUCCGUGCCGCCAUGCUCCCCUCCUCGUGGGAUUCCCGCGACAAGAACUGGGUCUCCUCGAUCAAGGACCAGGGCCAGUGCGGCAGCUGCGUCGCCUUCUCCUCGGCCGCCACCGUCGAGAGCACCUUCCUCAGCCAGACCGGCAACAGCAUCGAGGUCUCAACCGCCGACAUCUUCUUCUGCCUUGCCGCUGGCCAGGCCCAGUGCAGCACUGGAUGGUACCCGCAUGCCGCAGCCGGGGCCAUCUCCCAGAACGGCGUCGUUGGAGCCGACUGCUUCCCUUACACUGCCGGCACCGGCCAGGACCAGCAGUGCAACGACGGCAACUGCCAGCGCACCGGCGGCAUCUCCCAGGCCUCGUUCGGCAGCGUCGACGAGAUCAAGCAGCAUAUCAUGACCUAUGGCGCCGUCUUCACCGCCUUCACUGUCUACAGCGACUUUAGCAACUGCUGCACCAACAACCAGGUGUACAUGCAGCGAUCCAACCAACAGGAGGGUGGCCACGCCGUCUCGAUCGUUGGCUGGGACGACAACCGACAGGCCUGGCUCUGCAAGAACUCCUGGACCACCUCCUGGGGUACCGACGGCUUCUUCUGGAUCGGCUACGGACAGGCCGGCAUCGGCUCCACCAGCGAGACCUUUGGCUUCACCGUCUCGGGCAACAGCCCCAACCCUCCUUCGCCCGGCCCUCCCUCGCCUCCUCCGGCCGCCGACUGCUCCAACGCUGAUCCCUACAGCAUCGUCUGCCUGGACUCGUCCGAGUUCUGGUACUGCGACCCCGCUGGCCCCAUGGAGUAUGCUUGUCCCAACGGCUCGACCUGCACCGGCGAUGUCAACAACCCUUGCCAGUAA